Molecule: messenger RNA, 5995 nt
Organism: Cygnus olor (mute swan)
Lineage: Eukaryota; Metazoa; Chordata; Aves; Anseriformes; Anatidae
Gene: ADAM23
Product: ADAM metallopeptidase domain 23
Exons: 27
Coding region: 209-2770 (853 amino acids)
Biological process (GO): proteolysis
Cellular component (GO): presynaptic membrane
Molecular function (GO): metalloendopeptidase activity
Source: RefSeq, a predicted model, not a curated record
AAAUGGGCGGGUGGGGGGGAGAAGCGGCGAAGGUGCGCGCGCGCCGCCCGCCCUCACGCUGAGGUAACGGGUAACGGCGGCGCGAGGAGCCAGACGGGCGGGAGCCGCCUCUGCCUCCCUCCCCUCAGGCGCUGCCCGUCGGGGGCCGGAGCUCCGCGCUGCCCCCCCGCCCCGCCCCGGCCGGCCGCCCCGCGGGGCGCUAUGAGCCAUGAAGCCACCCGGCAGCAUCGCCCCGCGGCAGCCCCGCUGUUGCGGCCGCCGCCUCCCCGCCGCCUGUCGCCCCGCGCUCCUGCCGCUCCUCGACCGCCUCGUCUGGCUGCUGCUGCUCCUGCUGCUGUUCCGCGGCUCCUCGUGCCCCCCGGCCGCCGCCGACCUGCAUUGGAAUGAAACAGCAGGCAGUAUAGAGGGAGUCCUGGCAGAUGAAGAGAGUACAUUUCAACAGAACAAAAGCAGCAGCAGUAAAAAUAACAGCUACAGCAAUGCAAUCCAGAAAGAAAUCACGCUGCCUUCAAGACUAAUCUAUUACAUCAACAAGGACUCUGAAACCCCUUACCACAUCCUGGAUACUAGAGCAAGGCACCAGCAGAAGCACAAUAAGGCUGUACAUCUGUCCCAGGCAAGUUUCCAGAUUGAGGCCUUUGACUCCAAAUUCAUCCUUGACCUCACUUUGAAUAAUGAUUUGUUAUCUUCCAAUUAUGUGGAGAUUCACUAUGAAGAUGGAAAACCGAAGUUUUCUAAGGGUGGAGAGCAUUGUUACUACCAUGGAAAUAUCAGAGGUGUCAAGGAUUCCAAAGUUGCUCUUUCAACUUGUAACGGUCUUCAUGGCAUGUUUGAAGAUAGAAAUUACCUGUACAUGAUAGAACCAAUGGAUUUGACCCACAGUACAGAAAGUAAAAGUAGGCCACAUAUCAUCCAGAGAACUUACGGAACACAAGCCUCCAAGCAGUUGCGGAACCUUGAGACUGAUUCUAGUUCUGAAUGGCCCUUUCUCUCUGAACUACAGUGGCUGAGGAGAAAGAGAAGAAAGAGAGCAGCAUCUCGUGGUAUCUUUGAAGAAAUGAAAUAUUUGGAGCUCAUGAUAGUCAAUGACCAUAAAAUGACACUGACUGGUGUCUCCUUGCAAGUUUUAUUUGUUAGAACUUCAGAAUACAAACACUCAAGGUUAUUUGCUUCAGAGUUGUCAGUGACUCAGAAGCAGUUCAAAAAGCAUCGCUCUUCAAAUGCAUACACGAACAAUUUUGCAAAAUCUGUGGUAAACCUUGUAGAUGCUAUAUACAAGGAACAGCUGAACACCAGGGUGGUCCUUAUUGCUGUGGAAACUUGGACAGACAGAGAUCGUAUUAAUAUUCACCCUGACCCACUGCAGAUGCUUCAUGAUUUCUCCAAAUAUCGACAACACUACAUCAAACAGCAUGCUGAUGCUGUGCACCUCCUCUCGAAUGUGACAUUUCAUUACAAAAGGAGCAGCUUAAGUUACUUUGGAGGGGUUUGUUCUGUCACCAGAGGAGUAGGAGUGAAUGAGUAUGGCCUCCCAUUGGCCAUGGCACAGGAAUUAGCACAAAGUCUUGCUCAGAACCUUGGAAUACAGUGGGAGCCAGCUGCCAGGAAACCGAAGUGUGACUGCACUGAAUCCUGGGGUGGUUGCAUCAUGGAGGAAACAGGGGUUUAUCAUUCCAGGAAGUUCUCCAAGUGCAGCAUUGCAGAAUACAAAGAAUUUUUACUUCGUGGGGGAGGUGCUUGUCUUUUCAACAAGCCAACAAAGCUCUUUGAAACUACUGAGUGUGGAAAUGGAUACGUAGAAGCAGGAGAAGAAUGUGAUUGUGGUUUCCGAAUGGAAUGCUAUGCAGACUGUUGUAAGAAGUGCUCUCUUUCUAAUGGAGCUCAUUGUAGUGAUGGACCCUGCUGUAAUACAUCAUGUCUUGUGAGUUUUUUUCCACGAGGCUAUGACUGUAGAUAUGCAGUGAAUGAAUGUGAUAUUGCAGAAUUCUGCACUGGAGAUUCUGGCCAGUGUCCACCAAAUCUUCGUAAACAGGAUGGAUAUGCCUGUGAUUCUAAUCAGGGCCGUUGCUACAAUGGUGAAUGCAAGACAAGAGAUAAUCAGUGCAAAUAUAUCUGGGGAUCUAAGUCCUCAGGAUCUGACAAAUUUUGUUAUGAGAAGCUUAAUACAGAAGGCACAAAAAAAGGAAACUGUGGAAAGGAUGGAGACCGAUGGAUUCAGUGUAGCAAACAUGAUGUUUUCUGUGGCUUUUUGCUCUGCACUAAUCUUACUAAAGUUCCACGAGUUGGUCAAGUUCAAGGAGAAAUUAUCCCAAACUCAUUUUAUCAUCAAGGACGAAUAGUGGACUGCAGUGGUGCUCAUGUUCUUUUAGAUGAUGAUACAGAUUUAGGUUACGUGGAGGAUGGAGCUCCCUGUGGUCCUCAUAUGAUGUGUCUGGACAAAAAGUGCCUGCCAAUUCAGUCCUUGAACAUAAGCAGCUGUCCCAUUGGUUCUAAUGGAAAAGUCUGUUCCGGUCAUGGGGUAUGUAGUAAUGAAGCCACUUGCAUUUGUAAUUUCUCUUGGGCUGGGACAGACUGCAGUAUUGACGAUCCUGUCAGGGAUACUGGUAACAAGAAGGAUGAAGGACCCAAGGGUCCUAGUGCCACCAAUCUUAUAAUAGGCUCCAUCGCUGGUGCCAUCCUGGUAGCAGCUAUUGUCCUUGGGGGGACAGGAUGGGGCUUUAAAAAUGUCAAAAAACGAAGGUUCGAUCCAAGUCAACAAGGCCCUAUCUGAAGAGAUGUAAUUCAAAAAGCUGCUUCUUGCACUACUGGAUUUUGGGUAUGGUAUCUUUGCUGUGGCUGUGCAGGAAUUAAAUCAAUAAGGAAGAACAUAAGAAACAAUAGCUACAACCACAAUGUUGGGAUGUUAGGAAAUGAGAAGAUAGAAAACUGUCCUUUUUGGAGAUAAGUUCAAAAUACUUCCUCCAUUCACCUUUCUCUUGUUAACAUUAACUGAUAAGCAUUACAAGCAAACAGUUUCACAAUCAGUUUUUUUUUUUUCCUUUUCUCAAACAAAGGAGGAGACACACAGACCAAGUACAAUGAGAGAACUAUUCCAAAAUAAUGAAAUAGCAAAAGAUUUUUUUCCCAGCCUGCUGGUACUCUAACUUCACCUGAGUUCGCAUGACUUCCUUUUUCUUAACAAACUCCUGUGGCAUGAGGAGCUAAUUACAAAAGGGUAACCUGCAUGGCUCACAUCACAAACAACUGACAUAGCAAGCUGACCCCAAGCAGAAUCUGCAGCCCGAUAAAUACAAACCACUGGAAAGUUGGUACCAGGCUCUGGCAAACCUCGCAGCCAUACAGCGUGCUCUGUCACUGGACUUCAGAGCUCCCUGCUCUGAGCUCACUGUCUGCUUUGUUUGGUCUCCUGGGCCAGGCGUCUGUUGGGUACGGAAGCUAUUGAGUGAUGGAUGUAGUUCUUCCAAGAAGGAAAAAGUGUAAAUAUGGAAAUAAGAUUUUUGAUGUAUCAUUUUCACAGAUUAUAUAUAUAGAGAGAGAGAAAAAGGAUUUCCAUAUAAAAAGGUUCUAUUCUUUACGUAAAUCUAUUUUUGAUGUUGGGUUUGUUUUUGUUUUCUUUGCUCCCCCUUUUUUCUGUAGCAUGUUGUACAGCGAGUGUUCUGGGCUUGCUCAAAAAAGGCAGAGAAUAGCAUGCAGAUGCAGGGAGUUCUGACACCAAACAUACAUGGUCUAAAGUUGGAAUGCUUGAAACCAAAAACAAUGAAAGUGUGUAAAUGCAUACCUACAUAUUGACUAUAAGUCUGGAUUACUUCUUAUUUUGGCUGUUUUUUGGCAGAUUUUCUGUAAUGCCAUGUCAGAAAGUGACACCCUCAAAUUAAUCACAAAAGUGCCAAGCUUUUUUUUUUUUAAACUAUAGCUUUGUGUGUUUUUGUCUAGGUUCUGUGAAAUACUUAAAUAAGCCUUAAAACACUCACAAUAUGAAAAGCUUGGAACAAGUUAUUCUUCUCUUCCCUUCUGCCCACCAAAACCAACUUGCAAAGAUGACUGACACUUCUGACUCACUCCCUGUAUCUCCUUGAUGCAUUCCACUUCUCCAGUUAUAAUGCAAAAUUAGUAUUUUGACACUUUGCUACUGAGACCUAGUAACAAAAUGUGCAAAAACCCCAUAUAAUUGUAGGGGGAGGUUGUGUUGUAAUUUUUUUUUUAGGUAUACCUUGUCUACAAACAGAUUUUUGCAGAGCAGCAGUACUGCUCCUGUAGUAACCAGGCUACCCUGGAUAUAUCUGACAUGAGAAAGGUAUGAAGCUAGUUUAGGACUCCCUUAAAGUAUAGAUCUGUAAGGUCUGGCUCACCCUUUUUAUCUUGAUUUAAAAAAAACUUACAUGAAAUAAAUUAUGUAAGUGAAGUGGCCUGAAAAUUUCAUUGCUAUAACAAAUAAUCAGAAUUAAAGAUUCUUCUGUAAUUUUUUUUAUUUAAAGGUUGAAUAUUAGUAACUAUGGAAGUCCACUUUUACAACAUAUUCCAUCUUUGUUCAGUGAAAAUCUCUCGAGUUAGCUUUAAGAGUCAGAACAUCAGAAAACAAUGCUGCAGAUAUCUUGUGACUUACAAAAAAAGUUAAAGAAGAAAAUCUUUCUCAUUUCAGUUAUAUGUCUUAUUAUGAUGUUGGAUCCAACAGUCUCACAAGAGAACUACAAUGUAUUGUUUUGGUUGACAGUUAUUAUUAAAUGUUUCUAAACAGCUUUAACAUAAUCACAUUAAACACUUACUACAUUAUGGAUUAAAGGUGCUGCACACAGGUAGUCAAUAUUGACAUAUACUAUAAAUCAUAUUCUGAAAAAUUCCUGCCUGACUUCAAGCAGAAUAAAGUUAGUGACAAUAAUUCUAUGGCAAACCAAAAACACUUGCAAAUAUAUCAUUGUCCUCUAAACUUAGUUUUCUUGGGAACAUAAUCCCCAACUUUAAGAGUUCUGCUCCCAAAGUAGGCAUAACCCCAACUGAAAUACCAGUGGUUACCAAUAAUUACAUAAACUCAACUGAAUAUAUUUAAACUACCUGUGUAAUAAACCUUUGAGGAGCAUUUCACAAACAACAUUGUAAAUGUGCGAUGUGAUGUUUUAAAUCAGACCACAGUGGUCCCCAAAUACUAUGUACAUAUAUUCAGUGCUGGAGUAACUUUUAAUUUACACCAGCAGUUUCAUAUGAAUUAUGAUUUCUUGACCUAGUUUCUGCUCCACUCACCAGCCGUUGCCUGUAUGUGGAAGAACACAUUUGCUUUCUGCCCUGUGUGUACAGAAUGUAAGUGAUAACACGGCACAGAGUGGGUCCAGGUUGAAGUGCUUUCUGUGGUAUUAGACAAUAAAAGCUGUUUUAGCUAGGUGUUGAUUUUCUACAUCAUGUCUUUGCCGUGCUUUGGAAAGUAAGUACGCAUUUAAUUUGUUCAUCACAGCGCCAUCAAAAGAAGAUACGGUCAGCAAUGUUUGCAUUUUGCCCACUGUAUAUUUGCUCCAUUAUUUAUCUGUUCAUCUGGACAAGAAACUGGUAACUAUAGCUCAUUCCCGUUUGCUGCAUGAUCUCACUGAAUUGAUCUGAUCCUCCUAAAAGAGAAGUCUGCUAGGCAAAUUAACAGACGUAUAGGUGCAUGUUAAAAGAAACAGAUUACUUAAGGCUGGAAUUUAACAAGUUUUUCUUUACUAUGCAAAGAUGGGUAUUGCACAAACAAAUUCAAGACAAAUGUCUGAGGAAAUGCCAUAGAAUACUUGAAGUUAUGUUUUAAGCCUACUCAGUCAUGUUUUAUAUUCAUUAUUGCUACCACUGUUAUUCUUUCUUUUAAAAGUGAUUUGUAAUUAUUUUUUUUCAGUGCACAACUUGAUGUUAUAAAUCAUUUUUUGUUUGUGGUUAAUACUCAUUCAUAUGUUGUUGGCUGCUAACGAAUGGGAAUUCAAUAGUCUUUGUUCUGCAUCUUAGCAAGAUGAGCAUUAAAAACAUCAUGAACAUGGAA